AGUGCAGCACUAAUCGCGUCUGAUGGGCGUGUACGGAGCGCAGAUUCAGCACCAAGAGACUGGUGACCUGAGCAGGAGACGCUCUUUGUGGCUUAACAAUAAUCUGUCGAAUAUAGUUUGGAAAAAGCCGUGAACAGACGCUUUGAGUGUUCAAGAUGACGACCACCACCACUUUUCAAGGCAUGGAUCCGACCGGGAGGAGCAGCUCCAGGUGCACUAGAGUGCUGCGUCCACCAGGUGGAGAUUCAAACAUCUGCUUUGGCACAGAUGAAGUGAAAGCUGUGAAGAAAAACAAAAUGGCAUCUAGUAUAUUUGCCGAACCUGAGGACCCUCAUGCCCAUCGAAGGAACAAUCCACCAGGUGGAAAGCCUACAGGUGUGUUGUGUGGAGAGCCAUCUGCCCCUCUCAGAAGAUGUACUGUUCAACCCGACAACCAAAGUAACUCCACAGUCGAAAAUAAUGUACCUGUGAAUGGUGAGGGAAACUCAAUCACUGUUGAUAGCACAGAAGAACCUGAACCUAUUCAGGAGCAAGAUGACACACCAGCUCCACCUUACCUCUGUGCAAGAGAGCACCCUCCGGCUGAGGUUCCUUAUGGUCGUAGAAACCCACCGGGGGGUAAAUCCUCUCUCAUCUUAGGCUAAGGAUUUGCCUCACUUAAGGAUAAGAUCUGGGCCUAUGUGAAAUGAGCAUCUCAGAGUAAAUGUGCUGUUCUGUGGUCAGUGCCCAUCCUCUGCAUAACUGUAUUUAUAAAAUGAUAUAAGCCACAAAGAACAGAUUAAGAUCGGGGCAGUUUAGACAGAGAUGUGUGCCACAAAUCUCAGAGCUGUGAUUUGUUCAAAGAAUGUCUUUGAAUGUGUAAAGUGUUGGUCUAUCAGUCUUGUCUUGACUAAGAUCAGACCCUUUAGGAAAAACAGAUUCCGGGUGUGCACUGCUACUCUCAGAUACUGCAAAUCAUAGGCCAAAAUUUGCCAUCAAAGUUCUCCCAGUCAGGGUUUGUCUAAGAAAUGUCUCCCUGACUCAGUCUUUGUCUCUCUCUCAUUUAUGUUACGUUUUUGUCAGCACUUUAUGAACUGUGGUGCCCAAAUUGUGGUGCCUCAGGCUUGCUGGUUAAAGACACAAGGUUUGAAUUAUUCCAUGUCACAUCCAUCAUUUAAAAAAAAAAAAAAUCUGAAAUGUUUGUAGAUGUAAAGAAAAAAAAGUAUAAACCUUGACCUACUGAUCGCUGAAGAGGUAUUGAGUACAAAAUAACAAAACACAAUUAAAUCAAUAAAUACAAUUAAGAGUUAAAAGUACAACAAACAUGAGAGUGCAAUGAAAUAUUAUUCUCUAGUCAAUAACAGGUGUGCCGGAAAAGAUGCAUGUGAGCAAGCUCUUAUUUGUUUGUUUGUUUGUUUAAAAAAAAAAAAAAAGUUAUAAAACAUGUACAAAAAUACAAACAACAGCCACAGUGGACAGUCAUUGCGUCUAAUCUGUCAUCAAGUAUUCCAUGUUCAACAAAAAAGUUCUUAUUGCCUUGUUACGUUUGACGUAUGCCAAAACGGUGCUGUAUUAUUCUUUGACUCCUUGGAGGAAGUGUGUAACAGAGUCUGUUAAUUUUUUUAUGUACAUGAGCUUUUCUCAAAUUAAAAAAAAAAAAAAAAAAUUGUGAAAAAUAUUUGUCUAUUGUCCUGAGAAUAGAAACACUCUGGCAUCCAACAAAAAUACAUUACCAGUGUUUCUUCUAAUUGUCCAUGUUCAUAAUAUUGUAUCAUAAGCUAUAGUUAGGCAUACUAUGAACCGGUGUGUUUAGAUGGUAACAGCUAUGAAGUCAAAGUGAAAGUAGUUCAUAUUCACACUGCUUUAUACAAAGCCCUCACAUCUAAAGGUGGCAGCAGUGACCUGUAACUAUUUAUGAAACUAAUGGUCAUCUGUACUGUGGAAAUGUAAACAUUUAACUUUUUGCCUAACAAAGUUUUUUGUGGUUCACAUUAAAAGCAGUCUUUAGACAUGACUACUUGUUCUAGAGUUAGCAUGUUAUAUUAGUCCAUGUUGUUAUUAGUAAACACAUCUGAGCUUGAAAGAGAUAAUUUUGGCAGGUGUAUGAAAUUAACAAAUAAAAUAUAUGCUAGUGGCUCA
Molecule: messenger RNA, 2118 nt
Organism: Cyprinus carpio (common carp)
Lineage: Eukaryota; Metazoa; Chordata; Actinopteri; Cypriniformes; Cyprinidae
Product: jupiter microtubule associated homolog 1-like
Exons: 6
Coding region: 156-644 (162 amino acids)
Cellular component (GO): nucleus
Source: RefSeq, a predicted model, not a curated record